AGGAAACCAGGUCUUAUGAGGAAUCAACAGAUGAAUCUGAGGAAGCACCCUUUCAAGAACAAAUGUCCCUGGAAUUAUAAAUGAGUGCUAUGUCCCAAGAAAAGAUCCUUGAUUAUGUAAGGAAGAUGAGAGUGAAGAAGAACCUAAGCUCAAGUAUGAACGGCUUUCUAAUGGAGUGACUGAAAUUCUCCAGAAGGAUGCAGCCAGCUGCAUGACAGUGCAUGAAAAGUUUUUGGCACUGGGAACACAUUAUGGCAAAGUUUAUUUACUUGAUGUCCAGGGGAACAUCACACAGAAGUUUGAUGUUAGCCCAGUGAAGAUAAAUCAGAUCAGCCUGGAUGAAAGUGGAGAACACAUGGGUGUUUGCUCAGAAGAUGGGAAGGUACAAGUGUUUGGAUUAUAUUCAGCAGAAGAGUUUCAUGAAAUGUUUGACUGUCCUAUUAAAAUUGUUGCUGUUCAUCCUCAGUUUGUAAGAUCCCACUUCAAGCAAUUUGUAACAGGAGGAAAAAAGUUGCUGUUAUAUGAAAGAAGUUGGAUGAAUAGAUGGAAACCUUCGGUUUUACAUGAAGGGGAAGGAAAUAUAAGAAAUAUAAAAUGGAGAGGGCACUUAAUUGCUUGGGCUAAUAAUAUGGGCGUGAAGAUACUUGACAUGAUCUCCAAGCAAAGAAUUACCAAUGUGCCUCGAGAUGACAUAAGCCUUCGCCCAGAUAUGUAUCCCUGCAGCCUUUGCUGGAAGGAUAAUUUAACACUGAUUAUUGGCUGGGGAAAUUCAGUAAAGAUUUGCUCAGUAAAAGAACGGCAUGCCAGUGAAAUGCGUGACCUACCAAACCGCUACGUGGAAAUAGUUUUCCAAUUUGACACCGAAUUCUACGUCAGUGGACUUGCACCUCUCUGUGACCAGCUUGUUAUACUUUCAUAUGUAAAGGAGAUCUCCGAAAAAACGGAAGUGGAGUGUUGUGCAAGACCUAGACUUGAUAUUGUACAACCCCUGCCUGAGUCCUGUGAAGAGAUUUCUUCUGAUGCACUAACAGUACGAGGAUUUCAGGAAAAUGAAUGUCGUGAUUAUCACUUAGAGUAUUCGGAAGGUGAAUCACUUUUUUAUAUCAUCAGCCCAAGAGAUGUGGUUGUGGCCAAAGAGCGGGACCAAGAUGACCACAUUGACUGGCUUCUUGAAAAGAAGAAAUACGAAGAAGCUUUGAUGGCAGCUGAGAUCAGUCAGAAAACCAUAAAAAAGCACAAGAUUUUGGAUAUUGGCUUAGCCUAUAUAAAUCAUCUGGUGGAGAAAGGAGAGUAUGACCUGGCUGCUAGAAAGUGCCAGAAAAUCCUUGGGAAAAACACAGAACUCUGGGAAUUUGAAGUUUACAAGUUUAAAGAAAUAGGUCAGCUUAAAGCAAUUAGUCGUUACUUGCCAAGACGAGAUCCAGUUUUGAAACCUCUGAUCUACGAAAUGGUCCUGCAUGAAUUUUUGGAAAGUGACUAUGAGGGGUUUGCAACCCUAAUAAAAGAGUGGCCUGGAGAUCUGUACAACAACACAAUCAUAGUUCAAGCUGUAGUGGAUCACCUGAAGAAAGAUCCACAGAACAGGACUUUGCUACAAACACUUGCAGAAUUGUACACUUACGAUCAGCGCUAUGGCAGAGCCCUAGAAAUCUACUUAACUCUGAGGCACAAAGAUGUCUUCCAGUUGAUCCACAAGCACAAUCUCUUCAGUUCUAUCAGAGACAAAAUUGUUCUGCUCAUGGAUUUUGAUUCAGAGAAAGCAGUAGACAUGCUUUUGGAUAAUGAGGAUAAAAUUUCUAUUGACAGAGUUGUUGAAGAAUUAGAAAACAGGCCUGAGUUACAGCAUGUGUAUUUACACAAGCUUUUCAAAAGAGACCACCAUAAAGGCCAACGAUAUCAUGAGAAACAGAUCAGCCUUUAUGCUGAAUAUGAUCGACCAAACUUACUUCCAUUUCUCAGAGACAGCACACACUGCCCACUGGAGAAGGCUCUUGAGAUCUGCCAGCAGAGAAACUUUGUAGAAGAGACAGUCUAUCUUCUAAGCAGAAUGGGUAAUAGCCGCAGUGCCUUGAAGAUGAUAAUGGAAGAAUUGCAAGAUGUAGAUAAAGCUAUUGAAUUUGCCAAGGAACAAGAUGAUGGAGAACUUUGGGAAGAUCUCAUUUUAUAUUCUAUUGACAAGCCACCUUUUAUUACUGGUUUGUUGAACAAUAUUGGAACCCAUGUCGAUCCUAUUCUUUUGAUCCACCGCAUUAAGGAAGGCAUGGAGAUUCCUAAUUUGAGAGACUCACUAGUGAAAAUUCUUCAGGACUACAACUUGCAGAUCUUGCUGCGGGAAGGUUGCAAAAAGAUACUCGUUGCUGAUUCUCUUUCUUUGUUGAAGAAAAUGCAUCGAACUCAGAUGAAGGGUGUUCUAGUGGAUGAGGAGAAUAUCUGUGAAUCAUGUCUGUCUCCAAUACUUCCUUCAGAUGCAUCCAAGUCCUUCAGUGUGGUAGUGUUCCACUGCAGACACAUGUUUCACAGAGAGUGCCUACCUGUAUCUAACACAGUAUCUUCUGUCCAGUUCUGCAAUAUAUGCAGUGCCAAACACAGGGGGCCAGGAAGUGCAGUCCUGGAGAUGAAGAAAUAGCAGUGGCCUAGUUCUCCAUGUCAGUCAGUGACACCAAAUCUGUUAGGACCAUGCAGAGCCACUGUAAUUUUCCAUUUCUGUAUAUAAUUUUGAUUGUGACUUAAAAGUAGUUCCUGUAGUUUAUCCUGUUUAUUGAAUAUUUUGGGUAAUGAGAAAAUGUGAAAAUCUUUCUCUGGUAAGUCUUUGUUAUGCAACUCAUAUGUCAUGGUUCCUUUGCUCGGCUUGUUACUUCAUUCUGGAACAGAAAAAAAGUAAAUAAAAUGGGAAGAAAAAACACAUGCAAUUUA
Molecule: messenger RNA, 2913 nt
Organism: Taeniopygia guttata (zebra finch)
Lineage: Eukaryota; Metazoa; Chordata; Aves; Passeriformes; Estrildidae
Source: RefSeq, a predicted model, not a curated record